AUGCCACGUGCUUUUGGAUUUUUCAAUAAAUUUGUGAGUUACUUUUUGGCCUAACCAAACAAAAUAAAUACAUUUUCAAAACAUUCAUCAAUUCUUUGAAACAGUGAAUUUUUUCAGCAAAAAGCAUUACUUUUAUUUAAUUUUUGUUCAUAUUUGAAUAACCUUACUGAAAAAAUGGACCGGGAAAGUUUCAGAUGAAAUUCUUGAAACAGUAGAUUUGUACCGAUUAAAAAAUUUCAGUUUUUCGAAAAUUCAUGCAUUUUUUUUUGAAACAGUGAAUUUGUUCAACAACAAAAAAUUCACUGUUUCAAAAUUUUCUGAUAAUUUCGAAGGGAAAAUUUGAAAACACUAAAUAAUGUGAAAAAGAUUGAAAAAAUUCAUUCAUAAAAAAACGCCAUGAAAAAAAUCUGCAUAUACUAAACAACAAACACUACGCGCAAAUUCAUUCAUUUUUUGAAACAGUGAAUUUUUCGCGCCAAAAAAAAUGCCACGUGAACCCAUUUUCGCGAAAUUUUCUCAUUUCCCAUUUUUUCCGACUUCUCUAAAAAAACAGGUGUGCCUGCAAAAAAAACAAGAAAAAACAACGACACUCCGCUUGCUUGUUGUUUAGCAAGCCUAUAAUUUUGUUUUCCCAUCAUUUUUCACAUUUUCCUGUGUUUUUCGCCCAAAACCCCGUGAAAUUUUGCUUUAAAAUCAAUAAUUAUAAUUCCAGAAAGACAAAUGCGAUAAAAUGGAGCUGGAGUUGAACUACGAUCCGACGGCGCUCACCGAUUUCUCGAAAUUCUCGCUCUACGAUCCAUCGAUUCUCGAGAUGACCGUGUGUCGGUGGAGCGCGAAUGUUGAGCUGCGCGCGGCGGAUAUUUUGAAUUUUCUGGCCGGCAAGGGAUAUCGUCUGGCUAAUGUUUGUUGAAAUUUUGCUGAAAAUUUCAGCCAAAAAAUCGAUUUUUUUGCAGAACGAGACUACAAAUACGACAGACGAACAUGUGUUGAUGUUCAAAGUUGUUGGGCGGCCCGAAGCGAUUCGAAUUGAAAGAGAAUGCCGUGAAGCCGGCGGAUUUAUGAUGGGAAAUGUGGGGGAUUUUCUAGUUUUGUUCAAAAUUAUCGAUUUUUUCAGGUGAAAUUGGAAGUUCAUCCGUUGAUUGGCACGAAUGGAAUCAGAAUUCAGGAUGUGAGAUUUUUCGGGGGGAUUUGGAGUUGAGCCAAGUCCUGAGAGCCUAGUUUUAGGCUUUCAGGGCUGCUGAGCCUGAUUUUAGGCUUCCAGGCCUAGUUUUAGGCUUCUAAGCCUAAUUUCAGGCUUCUGAGCCUAAUUUCAGGCUUCUGAGCCUGAUUUUAGGCUUCUGAGCCUAAAAUUAGGCUUCUGAGUCGAAUUUGAGGCUUCCAGGACUAUUUUUAGGCCAAAAUUGUGCAGUUUCAAGCUCUGAAGCCUUAUGAACCUUCUUACAAGCUUCCAGACCUAAUUUUACGCUUCUGAGGCUAAAAUCAAGUUUCUGAGCCUAAUUUAAGGCUUCUAGAUCGAAUUCAAAGCUGUCACGACUAUUUUUAGGCUAAAAUUAUGCUUCUAGACCUAAUUUUAGGCUUCUGGGUCCAAUUCAAGGCUUUUGGGAGGCCCAAAAGGGCUUAUGAGCCGAAAAAUAGGCUUCUAAGCCUAAUUUUAGGCUUCUGAGCCUAAUUUCAGGCUUCUGAGCCUAAUUUCAGGCUUCCAGGCCUAAUUUUAGGCUUCUAAGACUAAAAUUAAGCUUCUAGACCUGAUUUCAGGCUUCUAAGCCUAAUUUCAGGCUUCUAAGCCUAGUUUGAGGCUUCUAGACCGGAUUUCAGGCUUCUAGACCAGAAAAAUUUGAUUUUUCAAGUUCUCAACGCUUUUUUGAGCAAAUUUUCAAGGUUCCAAGCUUCAAGACCUAUUUUCAAAGCCUAAAUUUGAUUUUAGACCUGAAAUUCCUCAUUUUCAGCUUGUUUUGGGGCCUGGAAGCUGGAAUUUCACAUUUUGGAGCUCGAGGAGAUUUUUAGGAGCUCACUUUGUCUGAAAAUAUCGAUUUUUGAGUUCUGGAAGCUUUAUUUACGAAAUUCUGAGCCCAAGGAGAAUUUUCCGAGCUAAUUUUCAAAUUUUCAAACUCGCAGGCUCAGAAAUUCAAAAAUUGAUUUGAAUUUCACAUUUUCCGAAGUUUUGAAGCUCAACAAUUCCUAAAAAUCUUCAAAAAUCUCUAUUUUCUCUCUAGAAAACUCUGAAAUUCCCCGAAACCCGCUGAAAAUGCCCAAAUUCCAGACGAUAACAAUGCAACGUGUUCGAAAAGAUGACAGAUUCCGGCUGAGCGACACCAACGCCUUGGAUCUUCUCCUCGAAGUUGUUCGCUUCACCGAUCCCUCAAAACAAGAAAUCACUCGAAGAUCGACAAUUUUCAUCUGCAAAGUUCUGGAGAGCAUUUUCUACAAGUGCGAGGCGCGAAUUUUCGGCAGUUUUGCGAGUGAUUUGAGACGACAGGCGAAUUCCGAUGUGGAUAUUUCGGUGCUCGUGAAAAAUGAGCCGGAAAAUCAGAAUCCUCAGCAGGAUCCAUAUUUUCGGACGAUUCGAAGUGAACAGGAAUUGUGGAAUUCCACUACAGAAACUAUAUUUUUGAGGCCGAUUCAUAGAAAUGAGUUCAGGGCUCAUUCGAUCAGUUUUAUGAUUAAUUUGAUUGCGAAGGUUUUGGCGAGUGUUCCGAUGUUAAAAGUGGGUGAUUUUUGCAUUAAAAUCAUGAAAAAUUCGGAUAAUUUGAUGAAAAAUGAGCUGAAAAUUGCAAAAAUUAAGCAAAAUUGAGGUUUCCGCUGAAAUUUGGGCAUUUUUGAGCUCUAGGCGCUAUUCCUUGACAGAAGUUCUGGCAAGCAGUGGGGCCUUGAAAAAAUAUGUAUGGUUAACAAGCAGCCGCCCCUUGACAGGCUUUUCGACAAGCAGCCGCUCCUUGAAACCUCGAAAUCUGAGGUCUCAAGGGUUCGCUGCUUGUCCUCUAGGUGCGUCCCAAGUGCCCGCUGCUUGAAGUAAUUAUAAAUGCUUUCAACGCGCUGCUCCUUGAGCUAAGUGUAUAAUCUCUAGGAGCAGCACCUUGUUCGAUCUUCUGGCAAGCAGCGGCUGCUUGAGACCUCAAAAACUGGUCUCAAGGCGCCGCUGCUUGACAACUAGGUUCUCAAGCAUCGGUGCCUUGAGAACGUGAUGAUCAAGAAGCCGCGCCUUGAACUUGUGGCAAUCAAGCAGCGGCUCCUUGACAGCUCAAAACUAGAUCUCAAGGCGUCUUUCCUUGACAGAGAGGAUAUGGAUAGCAGCGGAUCCUUGACAUCUAGCCCUUAAAGCAGCGGCUCCUUGAGACACUUCUUGUUAACCUGAAUCUGCUCAAUAGCAGCGGCUCCUAGACAGCUUCAACUAGAUCUCAAGGCUCCAGUCCUUGACAACCUUAAUGUGCUCUCAAGGAACCGCUCAUUGAAAAACAAAAAACCUCACUUAAGCAACGGCUCCAAGACAGCUCCAACUAGAUCUAAAGGAGCCACUCCUUGAUAGCUAGUCCAUCAAGCAAUGGCUCCUUGACAGCGCUAAAUCGUUCUCAAGGAGCCACUCCUUGACCUCCACUCUCACAAGCAUCGACUCCUUCAAAAAAAAAUCUCCCCUUUUUUCCAGGACCACUUCACAUUCCGCAAAAUCCCCGAAGCCCGCACACCCAUCAUAAUGCUAAAAUACGCCGAAGAUCCUCACGUCGACUUGAACUUCGACAUAUCAUUUUUCAAUCAACAAGGCGUCGACAAAGCAAAUCUCAUCGAAUUAUUCAUGAUGCGAGACGCUUCCGAUUGCAAAUUCAUUCGAAAAUGUAUGCUAUAUUUUGUGCAAUUCGGAAAAUCAAAUAGGCUUUUGAAUGGCGCAUAUUUGGAUGAGAAAUUGACGCCGAAAACUGGAUUCAAUAGCUAUAUUUUCAACCAUUUGGUGAUUCAUUUUGUGCAAAAUGCGUUGGAUCGAAAAUUGGUGCAACAGAGUGCGGUGGGUGCAUUUUGGAAGGGUUUUGGGUGAAAAAACACGAUUUCUGGCCAAUUUUCACCGAAAAACAUGAUUUCUGGCCAUUUGUACCUUAAAAAUAUGAUUUCUGGCCAUUUUUCACCUAAAAACAUGAUUUCUGGCCAUUUUCACUAUAAAAACAUGAUUUCUGUCCAAUUUUCACCUAAAAACAUGAUAUCUGGCUAUUUUUCACCUAAAAACACGAUUUCUGGCCAUUUUUCCCUUAAAAACACGAUUUCUGUCUAUUUUUCUAUAAAAAACACGAUGUUUGGCCAAUUUUAUAAGAAAAACAUGAUUUUUUGGCCAUUUUUAUGUAAAAAAAACACGAUUUCUGGCCAUUUUCACAUGAAAAACAUGAUUUCUGGCCAAUUUUACCUCAAAAACACGAUUUCUGGUCAUUUUUAUAGAAAAAACAUGAUUUCUGGCCAAUUUUCACCUAAAAACAUGAUUUCUGUCCAAUUUUCACCUAAAAACAUGAUUUCUGGACAUUUUUACCCAAAAAACAUGAUUUCUGUACAAUUUUCACCUAAAAACAUGAUUUCUGGACAAUUUCAUAUGAAAAACUUGAUUUCUGUCCAAUUUUAUAUUAAAAACACGAUUUUUGGCCAUUUUUCACCGAAAAACAUGAUUUCAGUACAAUUUUCACCUAAAAACACGAUUUCUGGCCAUUUCUACCUUAAAAACACGAUUUCUGGCCAAUUUUACAUGAAAAACAUGAUUUCUGUACAAUUUUUACCUUUAAAACAUGAUUUCUCGCCAAAUUUACCUUAAAACACGAUUUCUGGCCAUUUUUAUAUGAAAAACAUUUCUAGCCAUUUUCACUCUAAAAACACGAUUUCGUUCAAUUUUCACCUAAAAACAUGAUUUCUGGCCAAUUUGUAUAUGAAAAACAUGAUUUUUGACCCAUUUUCAGGACCCGGCUCAUCGUUGUGCUCCCUACAAUUUCCAUGAUCGAUUUCAGUCGAUCACCCACUUUUUCCGCGAUUUUUUCAAACAUUUGGCCACUAUUGACUAUGGAAAUAUGGCCAUUUAUAAUUCGUUUGUGCUUUCGAAGUGAGUUUUUCGGGUUUUCAUGCAAAAAUUUGAAAAUUUCAUGAUUUUUGAGAUCGGGAACCUUGAAAAACUCAAUUUUUAAGUUCUCAAGGCGUCACUGCUUGACAAAGCUGAUGGCAAGCAGCGGCGCCUUGACAACCAGAUAUCAGAGGUCUCAAGGCGCCGCUGCUUGUCAGAUAAAAAAUUCUCUCAAGGCGCCGCUGCUUGACAAAUGAAAAGUUCUCUCAAGGCGCCAUCCCUUGACAAUCUUGGAAUGCUCUAAAGGCGCUGCACCUUGACCAGAAUACUGUCAAGCAGCCGAUACUUGAGAAUCCGAUGAUCAAGCAACCUCUCCUAGAAAAUUGCGUUCUCAAGCAGCGGUUCCUUGACAUUAGUAUCGACAAGGCUCCGCUCCUUUAAAACUCGCAAAUGCUCUCAAGGAUCAGCUCCUUGAAAACUCCAAAAUUGAUCUCAAGGCACCGCUUCUAGACGUGAAUUCUAUCAAGCAGCGGCUCCUUGACAAAUUUUCUGGCAAGCAACCGCUCUUUGAAAAGGUGUUAACAAGCAUCCGCUUCUUGUCAGAUGAAAAAUGAUUUCAAGGGCCGCUCCUUGUCAGAUGAAAAAUGAUCUCAAGGGGCCAUCCCUUGACAAAGGUACCAGCAAGCAUCCUCUCCUUGACACAGUUUAUUAUGUCAAGCAGCCACUCCUUUCCAAAUUUUCUUCCAGAACCACCGUCGCCAUGUGUCACUCACUCAAAGUCACUCCAAUGAUGAUUCUGGACCCCCUCGACCCAACUCACAAUAUAUCAUCGCGUGUAACUCCGGUCGCCUUGAGACACUUCAAUUUGCUGAUUCGAAACGGAUUGUUGCUGAUGAAACAGAAGGAUUUUCAAAUCCAAAUGUUGGCCGACACCAAUAAACACGCUGUGGAAGUUAUUAAGAAAUUAAGGGUUGAAAGUGAGUUUUUUGGGGGAUUUUUGGGGAUUUUUAAGCCAAAAUUCGUGAUUUUUGAUGAAUUUUAAGCCAAAAUCCAAGAUUUUUGGCCAUUUUUCACCCAAAAAUCAUCCCAAACCCAAUUUUUCCGCCAGAAAUCAAUGGAAAUUGCCUGGAAAUCGAUCUUCCGCACAUUAUCCAAACAUCUGCCGAUUUUUGCAUUCUCCUCAAUCAAAUUUUGCGAUUUGAUGUUAGCGCCGAGCACGAGGGAACCAGUGAAGAGAAUUUGUUCAAUAGCACGGUGAGUUGGAGGGAUUUUGAGGGAAAAUUUGAAUUUCGCGUUUUUUUUUUGACCCGGGAAACGUGGAUUUUUGAAUUUCGCGCCUUUUUUUUUGACCCGGGAAUGAUAGAUUUUUGAAUUUUUCAAAUUUCGCGCCUUUUUUGACCCGGGAAAUGUGGAUUUUUUGAAUUUCGCGCCUUUUUUUGACCCGGGAAACGUGGAUUUUUUUAAUUUCCCGCCAAAAAUAGAGAUACAGUAACUCCUAGGAUGUUUAAAGGAACAUCUUCAAAUUCCAAAACAAUUCAACAUGUUCCUUUAAGCUACAGUAAUCCUAGAAUGUUUAAAGGAACAUGAUAAAGUCAGAAAAGAUUAAAAUUAUCAUGUUCCUUUAAAUUUUGAGCUACAGUAGGACUAGGAGAAUUUAAAGGAACAUAACCAAAUUCCUAUCAAUUUUAGAACUACUAUGUUCCUUUAAAAUCGCUAGAUACAGUAAUCAUCUAGUUGAGACCUGAAAAAAUGAACAAAAAACGAUAUGUACCUUUAAAAUUACUAGCUACAGUACUGAUUUAAAAUCCGGAAAAUAGUUUAAUUUUAAAGGAACAUACAGUAAUAGAUAAUUUUCUAAAUCCAGGCGAGACCCAAAAACUUUGCAAUUUCAAAAGACCUUCAGAAUUUAAAGGUACAUACAGUACCCCAGUAUUUUGUCUUGCAGGGUGUCACAUUUGUGAUUUUCGGCCGCGCUUGGAUCGGUCGCCGAACUCGCCGAAAACAAUUGAUGCAAAACACGGAGAACACAUCAAUCCUAGCUGUAGAAUUGGCUGUUUCACGAUCUUUCGAAUUCGACUACAAUGAACCGGUGGCGGUUGUGAGAAUGACGAUGGCUGAAGUGCCGCAGGAAAAUGGACAGAAAAAGUGAGUUUUUUGGGGGAAAACACGUGGAAAAUGAUGGAUUUUGAGCCGAAAUUUGGGAAAUUUGAUGAAUUUCAAGCCGAAAUUCGAAAAUUUUAUUGAAUUUUGAGCCGAAAUUCGAAAAUUUUGAUGAAUUUUGACUCGAAAAAUUUCACUGUUUCAAAAAUUCUUGAUUAUUUUUGAACAAAUUUUGCAAAUUUGAUUUUCAAGGAAUUGUUAUAAGUUCAAAAAAUCAAAAUCAAAAAAUUUAUGAAAAUUACGCAUUUUCACCCAGAUUUUUGAUCUGAAAUUCACAUUUUUCAGCUCGAAAUUGUGAAUUUUGACCUAAAAAUCGAAAAUUUUGAAGAAUUUUGACAUAGAAAUUUCACUGUUUCAAAAAUUUGAGAUUAUUUUUGAACAAAUUUUGGAAAUUUGAUGUCUCAAUUCCAGGGUUGUUUUCCAAGAAAUUUUAAUGUUUCAAAAAAUUUAUGAAAAUUAUGCAUUCUCCACCAAAAUUGUGAAUUUUGAUUAAAAAUGAUGGAUUUCGACCUAGAAAUCGAUAAUUUUGAUGAAUUUUGACCCCGAAAAAUUUCACUGUUUCUAAAAUUUGAGAUUAUUUUUGAACAGGUUUUGGAAAUUUGAUGACCCUCGAGUGUUUCUUUCAAGAUUUUAACUGUUUCAAAAAAUCAAAAUCAAAAAAAUUCAUGAAAAUUUCUCCACUCAGAUCUCAGAUUUUUGACUUGAAAUUCACAAUUUUCUGCCCAAAAUUGUGAAUUUUGAGCAGAAAUUCUGAAAUUUUUUCGAAAAUUUUGAGCUGAAAUUCGAAAAUUUUCGAGAAUUUUGACCCGAAAAAUUUCACUGUUUCAAAAAUUUGAGAUUAUUUUUGAACAGGUUUUGGAAAAUUGAUAUAGAUUUCACGGUUUCUUCCAAGAAUUUUAACUGUUUCAAAAAAUGUAUGAAAUUUCUCCACUCAGAUCUCAGAUUUUUUGACCUGAAAAUAACAUUUUUCAGCCGGAAAUUGUGAAUUUUGAGCCGAAAUUCAUAUUUUCAUCCAAAAUUUGCCACGUCAUAGAUCAAAAUUUAGAAAAAAAUAAAUAGUGUGCCAGAUUUGCAUAAUCAGGUUCCGCCCAUUUUUUAAUCGAAAAAGUAUGCCGCAAAAUUGCAUUUGGCUUGCAAGUCUGACACAGUUUUUUCUUCGAAAAUCCUAAAGAAAAGUGUGCGAGGAUUGCAUUUUUAUACAAAAUUACGAGAAUUAGGCUCCGCCCACUUUUUAGCUUCAAAAAUCACAUAAAAACUGUGCCAGGCUUGCAUUUUUCAACAAAAAAUUCCCCAAAAACUGUGCCAGACUUGCAUUUUCAAGCCCCGCCCCUUUUCCAGAUCAAAAAUCGAAGUUUUGCAAGGAAAUGUGAACGAGAUUCGCGACGCUCUCCACUUUCUACUCGAUCAUUUCGUCUUGAAUAAUAUGACCGAGUUAUCACAACUCGGCAUUGCUCAUUUGACAGAAAUGGCCUAG
This is a messenger RNA of Caenorhabditis angaria, 8654 nucleotides long. The record is from the annotation of a GenBank genome assembly. Lineage: Eukaryota; Metazoa; Nematoda; Chromadorea; Rhabditida; Rhabditidae.